Messenger RNA from Closterium sp. NIES-65, 2541 nucleotides. The record is from the annotation of a GenBank genome assembly. Lineage: Eukaryota; Viridiplantae; Streptophyta; Zygnematophyceae; Desmidiales; Closteriaceae.
AUGGCGCAAACAAAGCAGGGCGUCUCUAAGAUCAACAAAGCGGCGGCUGCAGCAGGUCGCGGUCGCGGUGGUGCUCGUGGUAAAGAUAUAGCUAAUGGUGGCGAGAAGAAGCAGAUCGGGAUGACAUCUUUAGAGCUCCGCCAACUGAAAGUGGCCUCAGCGGAGUUUCAUCGUGAGCAACUUCUAGAGGCGGUUGGAGGAGGCAAGAAGGUAGACAAACGUCAUGGCGAAGGGAGUUCUGGGGUAAAUUGUGGCACUCAUCGUGAUGAUAAUGUGGAGGACGGGGUUGAUGGAGAGGAUCGCGAGCGGGACGAUGGCGAUGAUGACAGUGUGGCCGGAACCGCCGGUCAAACCAGUGCAGAUGGCGGCACUGCUGCUCGCGCGGAUGGUGACGAGGAUGAGGCCGGUGAGGAGAUGGUGGCGGCCGACGAAGAGAAGGACGAGGAAGAGGAGGGGGAUGCCGAGGAGGAAGAGGAGGGGGAUGCCGAGGAGGAAGCUAAGGAGGAAGAGGAGGGGGAUGCCGAGGAGGAAGAGGAGGGGGAUGCGGAGGAGGAAGAGGGGGAUUCGGAGGAGGGGAGCGGUGACGACUCCGAGGAGGAGGUGAACACCGGUGACGGAGAGGAGGCGGAGGACGACAACACUGAGGACUACGACGACUUGGAAGAGGAAGGGAUGGAGGAUACAGAGGGAGAUGGGGGGGAGAGAGCUAAAAAGAGGAGGCGGGGUGGAAAUGGGAAGGGUAAGAAGGCAGCAGGCGGUCGAGGUGGGGGGGGGGAAAGGGGGCGGCCGGGGGAAAGGAGGUGGGCGGGGGAGAGGGAGGGGGCGUGGACUCACAUGCAAGGGCAGCACCUCAACCACUGGAUCAUAUGGUUGCGGAAGUUCCAUGGUGGGGAGGUGGGCCAAAACGACCACUUCCCUGGAGGGGGGUAUGGGGUUGACGACGAGGUUCCGGACGGGGGCGUGAAAUGGGUAGGCGCAGACACUUGGCCAGCACCGCCCACUGAGGGGGUGCCAGCGAGGAAGGGGCAGCAGCUGAUCACGCAGACCUACCCCAAGUGCUUCGACAAGGACUACCUGCAGCAGGCCAUGUGCGAGUGCGUGGUCGCCACCGACCAGGCAUUCACUGUGGUGGAGCACCCGACGUUUCGCAAUAUGAUGGCGGCCGCCAAUCCUGAGUGUGCCGUGGAGAGAGUGAUUCCCUCGCGCUCCACCCUAGCCCGCCAAAUCAUCCGUCUGGCAGGGCUGGCAAGGAUCACGCUCAUGGAGAUAAUUGCUGCUGACGGGGUAGGGGCUGUUGCACUUACGCAUGACAUAUGGACCGGUGAGAAUCACCGGUCGUACAUAUCAGUGACAGGUCACUGCGUGAAUGAGAAGUUUGAGCUCAUGCAGAUAACCCUCGACUUCCGUGCUAUGCCCGGCAAGCAAAAUAGCGCGAGGAUCAUCGAGGUGCUGCUCGAUGUGGUGAAGGAGUGGAAAUUGGAGAAGCGGUGCAUUGCUGUGACAUCCGACAACGCGUCGGCCAAUGUCGCAGCGAUGGAGUUCUUUUGCCGUGGGGGGCCAACCGACCGUCAGCCGCCCUUGUUCUUCUCCGGGAUGCACGUCAGGUGCAUGGGCCACAUUUGCAACCUAGCAAUCCAGCUAGGGCUGAAGACAGUGCUCGAUAUCAAGGAGCCGCUAGGGAUCAUUAGAGACCUAGCGUCCUUCAUUGGGUUAUCGCCCAAGAGGACAACCCUGUUUGAGAAGAUCCAGAAGCGUGCGGAUGAGAAGGCGAGGAUAUUGCGUCUUCGCGGGGACAAUGAGCCAUUCCAUGCCGUGAGCCUCGCCGCUGAGGGGUCCAAGUACCCCACGAUCUCCAGGGUUGUCCCGCAGUUCAAUGAACUGUUGGACGGCCUAGACACCCUCAAAAACAAUGUGUCCUCCCCCCCAUCAGGGAUCAUGAAGGAUUGCAUCACUAAGGCAGAGGAGAAGCUGAUGGAGUACUACUCGGGCAGCAGUGAUGAGCUUUGGGUUGCCACCAUCCUUGACCCAAGCUUCAAGAUCGGGUACUUCGAGAUGGAUGGUGAGGGGGGAGACAAGGAGAGUGAGAGGCCGAGGGGGGUACAUCAUGUUGCGGUGGAAAGGGUGCUCGCCUUGGUACGGGCGAAGUUGGUACCGUACAAGGCAAAGGCGGUGGCGGCGAGGGAGAAACGGGAGAGGGCAGAGGGGGCUGGUCGUGGUGCACGCGGAAGGGGAGGGGGGAAUUCAUCAGGAGGGAGCUCCUCUGGCCGUGGGGGUGGAGCUGGCAGAAAGGGGGGUGCUGCAGGCGGCCGCCCAGCCAUCGAUUCAUUCGGUGGUGUAGACGGGGAUAGACGGAGCUUGAGGGCAAGAUUAGAGGAGUACCGUAGCCGCCAGGAGGAGUCCGUCCAGGACGAGGUGCAGAUUUACAUUGACGAGCGAUUGGAGCCUUUGGGGUGCAAGUUGGGGAAGGCGGCGGCGAAACUGCUAGAGUUGGCGGAGGCGGAUGCCGUAGGGGUGGAGAUGGAUGAAGAACAGCCGAAGUGA